UCGCCCACCCCCAUUGGGUGGGAGGAGCGUGCGCUGCACUGGGACGCGGGCACGAUCGCAGAAAGCAAGUCCCGUCAAAACCCUCCGGGUCCACCUCUUCAAUCAGAUCGCCUGUUCACCUGUAGUUUCACUCCCAGCCGUCUGGAUUAAAGCAGGAAGGGAGGAAAUCCAAGCCAAGCAGUUCAAUAUGAGCAGAGCCACUUGGAGGCAGCGCGCGAGGACCACCUAGACGCAUAUGGUUCAGGACAAAGAGGUUCGUCUUCCUUGGAAAUCACGAUGCAUCUCAUCGGAGUGGUCUUAAUUCUGCUCGUGACAGGCAUGGCAAAAGGUUGGGAAUGCAGCGCAGGUUGCAGCAGAGAAAAUGGGUUUUGUGAAAAYCCAGGGAAGUGCAGAUGCAAACCAGGGUGGCAAGGACAGGACUGUGACCAGUGCGUGCCCUUCCCUGGRUGUUUGCACGGCACAUGUGAGAAGGCAUGGCAGUGCAUCUGCAGAGAGGGCUGGAUGGGCAGCCUGUGCGACCGAGAUACUCGGCUGUGCUCGUCSAGGCCCUGUGCCAGCAAUGCCACCUGCAWAGAGACGGGAGAGGGGGGAUACCUGUGCGUGUGUCCCCAAGGCUUCGCUGGAGAAACCUGCCAACUGAGGCAGGGACUUUGCCUCACAAACGG
Messenger RNA from Austrofundulus limnaeus, 665 nucleotides. RefSeq names its product delta like non-canonical Notch ligand 1 (gene dlk1). Gene Ontology annotation, molecular function: calcium ion binding. Gene Ontology annotation, cellular component: protein-containing complex; plasma membrane. Lineage: Eukaryota; Metazoa; Chordata; Actinopteri; Cyprinodontiformes; Rivulidae. The record is from RefSeq and is a predicted model, not a curated record. Gene Ontology annotation, biological process: heterophilic cell-cell adhesion; establishment or maintenance of epithelial cell apical/basal polarity.